Molecule: messenger RNA, 629 nt
Organism: Malurus melanocephalus (red-backed fairy wren)
Lineage: Eukaryota; Metazoa; Chordata; Aves; Passeriformes; Maluridae
Gene: JAGN1
Product: jagunal homolog 1
Exons: 3
Coding region: 78-629 (183 amino acids)
Biological process (GO): vesicle-mediated transport; endoplasmic reticulum organization; granulocyte colony-stimulating factor signaling pathway
Cellular component (GO): endoplasmic reticulum membrane
Source: RefSeq, a predicted model, not a curated record
CCAGCAUCCGGAGCCGGCGGCCGCGGCCAUAGAGCAGCGGAAGCGCGGGCAGAGGGUCCUGCCCGCAGGACAGCACCAUGGCCUCUCGCGGGGGUCCCCGCGCCGCCGGCACCGAUGGCAGCGACUUCCAGCACCGGGAGCGCGUGGCCUCGCACUACCAGAUGAGCGUGACCCUGAAGUCGGAGAUCAAGAAGCUGAUUUACACGCAUGUGAUCAUCUGGCUGCUGCUCCUGGCCCAGAUGUGCGUGGGGCACCUCAAGCUGCUGCCCCACGACCAGGUGGCCAUGCCCUACCAGUGGGAGUACCCCUAUCUGCUCAGCAUCCUGCCCUCCCUCCUGGGCCUCCUGUCCUUCCCUCGCAACAACAUCAGCUACCUGGUACUCUCCAUGAUCAGCACCGGCCUCUUUUCCGUGGCUCCCCUCAUCUACGGGGCCAUGGAGAUGUUCCCCAUGGCACAGCAGCUCUACCGCCACGGCAAAGCUUACCGCUUCAUCUUCGGCUUCUCAGCCGUCUCUGUCAUGUACCUGGUGGUGGUGGUGGCCGCGCAGGUGCAUGGCUGGCAACUCUACUAUAGCAAGAAGCUGCUGGACUCUUGGUUCACUAGCACGCAGGAGAAGAAGAAGAAAUGA